Echinops telfairi (small Madagascar hedgehog) is the source of this 429-nucleotide messenger RNA. It is a transcript of the gene CUNH13orf46, whose product is annotated as chromosome unknown C13orf46 homolog. The record is from RefSeq and is a predicted model, not a curated record. Bases 1 to 429 code for a protein of 142 amino acids. NCBI's taxonomy places the organism in Eukaryota, Metazoa, Chordata, Mammalia, Afrosoricida, Tenrecidae. The transcript is spliced from 3 exons.
AUGGAGAAGGAUCCCUCCUCCACGUACAGGAGACACCGCCCUGUCCUCGGAAUCCCGCCUUUGGGAAUGGCAUCCGGGCAUCUCAAAGCGGCCAGCGAAGUGACCGAGCUUCAGAGGAGCCGGAGCAUGGGCGGCUUACACCAGAAGGGGGACCCUCCGAGCCGCCUCAAGAAGUUGAGGGCCGAGUUAGAGUCUGAAGAUCAGGGGAAAGACUCCAGAAGUGAAGUCGAAGACGUUAGCUGUCAGACCAACCUAGAAGUCAAGAAGGAAAAGAGUCAGGAAGCACCUGGGACGUUGGUCCGCGAUGGUGAGAUAGUGGGACCCGAGACUGGAAAGAGUGACUCCAAGGUCAGCAUCAAGGAGGAAGAGGAGGAUGCUGACAAACACCUCCAAGAGGCCAAGGUCAGGCGAUAUUUGUUUGGUAUCUAA